Messenger RNA from [Torrubiella] hemipterigena, 612 nucleotides. The record is from the annotation of a GenBank genome assembly. NCBI's taxonomy places the organism in Eukaryota, Fungi, Ascomycota, Sordariomycetes, Hypocreales, Clavicipitaceae.
AUGUCAGCCAUGCUCGCCAACCAAGCAUCCACCUACCCCCCCUCCCAAACCGCCCUCCUCCUUCUCGACUUCCACACCCUCCUCGCCAGCCGCGCACCGCCCGAUUCCUCCCUCAUCCCAUCUGCCAAACACCUCCUCGACACAGCUCGCCAGUCCCCCUCGCCCAUCGGCCACUCUCUUCUCGACUUUUCCACCGCGCCCCGCGAAACAUCUGUCUACGCGCAGCGCUGGGAGACCGAGUUCAAGCCCCUGCGGGACAGGAACCCCACUGCGAUUGAGGAAGUCGGGGACCUUAAGCCCUCUAGCAGCGACGAGUUUGUGAGCGGGAAGCGGCCCGGUGUGAUUUCCGCACUCAAGGAUGUCAAGUUCCUGUCGUGGCUUGCGGACAAGGGCGUCAAGAGUGUCGUGUUGGCGGGCAUCUCGACGAGUGGCGCGGUGAUGAGCACGGCGCGCGAGGCUGCUGAUUUGGGGUUUGUAGUGAGUGUGGUGAAGGAGGCGUGCUGGGAUCCGAAGCAGGAGAUGGGCGAUGCGGCACUUGCGGCGAUUGAGAUGACGGGUAAGGUUGUGAGUUUGGAGGAGGGUGUUAAGUUGUUGGGGGGUGCGAAGGAGUAG